UCUCCCGUUUCGACGACGACGAUUCCGGCAGAAUAACCGUCAAGCCAACCCGCUGUGUGGAAACCCAAAACAAAACAGUGUACAAUCUGGCGGGAAAAAUAAAACAAGAAGAAGAAGAAGCAAGCCGGAGCCCGUCCUCCCGCUUUUCAGUCCCAAUGAUCCCGAUAAGAGCACAUGACACAGACCGAUCCCUCUUGGUCGGGUUCCCAAGUUGCCGGCAGCGACCAACGACGACGGCCAACGACGUCGGAUGAUGCAGUUUCGGGGCGGGACUUGCGGAGGGACUUGGGUCUAUGUUGGUUUCGCUCCUGCUCUCCUCCUCUCUUCUUUCAAGACUGGCUCGCACAGCUUCUUGCCCGUCUCAUCUUGACUGCGGUGCAAGAGACUGGCCUCACCGGGGGUCCUCUCAGUCCUCAAUCGCCCUGGCGUCCGUCGAGUCGAACGUUCGUUCUCAAUUCCGCUGGCAGCAGCAGCAGCAGCAGGUUGUUCCUCUUAUAACUCACGUCCGUCCCGAACCAAGACGGACCCUACCCAGUGUCUCGCUACGCUACCCAAGGUGCAUCCCAGUGAACUCUUCCGGUUGUUGUUGGUGGUGGUGGUGCUCUGCAAACGUCGGUAGCUGAUCAAAACAAUUGAGAAAGCAAAACAAUGAAGAUGCUCAAGCAACGAUUCCGGGAGCGAUCUGAAAGUUGGCUGAGUGCGUCCACCGACCGCUUUCUCGUUCAUCCGCCGCAUCCGCCGCUCGUCGAGCCGCACAAUCCCCCCGUCUCCAUUCUGAGCCACAGUUCCGCUCUGACGGCCACAACGGCCGCAACCAACGGCCAAUCGAAUCUGUCAACUCUUCCAGUGAUUGAACUGAAUCCGCCUCUGAAUCCGGCCGGAUCCAAUUUGCUGUCUCAAAACUCGCCGCAGCUGCCACAGCAACAACACCAGCAAGAUCGGCCGAGGAAGAAACUUUCGUUCCGCGAUCCGGAAGUCACCAGCGCGGAGGCAUCCGGCAAAGAUGGUGACGCCUCGUCGUCCCACCAGCAGCCACACAACCAUCAACAUCUGGGCUUACUCAAAGACCAGGGCUUCUCCGACAGCAUGGAAAACGUCGAUCUGGAGAGCCAAGCCAUGAAAAUCGUGCGAACGGUCGGCCAGGCCUUUGAAGUUUGCCACAAGUUUGCCGUCCCGCCGAGUCUGUCGGUCGGCCAGCACGACGACAGCCACGAAGAAGAUGAAGAAUGCGAAGAGGAGGAAGAAGAAGAAAUUCGCGAUGAAAUGGACGGCGAACACGAGGAGGAAGCGCAAGUCCGUCACGAGCAGCAGGAUCUUCUCCAAUCAUCGGUCGAUCAUUUAUCCCUGCCCAGCAGUCUGGACAUGAAGCCGCCCAUUCGAUCAGUCGAAUACGGAGGGGAUCAGGUCAUUGACCACAAUCACACGGCCGAUCUUCUUAAUUUGAGCCUGGACGCGUCUCCGAAAAUCGCCAUGGAGCCGCCCCGUCUGGAACCGUCUGCCACCCAACAACUUCAGCAGCAAUUGCAAAUGAUUCAACAACAGCAACAACAGUCAUAUCCCCGUCCCGAGCCGAUCCUGGUGGCCCAAGCGAAUCAACAACAGCACGGCAACACCCCGUUGGCCCUCCAACACGAAGUGUUGCUCCUGAAACAACAAGUGGAACAGCAGCAGCAGCAAACACAAGCGGCCAUCGCUCAAGUCAAGUUGCUCAAGGAUCAGCUGGCCGCUGAAACUGCCGCCCGCAUGGAAGCACAGGCUAGAACACACCAGCUGCUGAUUCACAACAAGGAGCUGCUGGAUCACAUUCAAACGCUAGUGAUGCAGAUGCAGGAGCUUGAGAGUAAAGUACCAAUCAUCUCCAACCUACCGACUCCGUCAACCAUACCUCAGAUGAUGACCGUCCAGCAGCAGCAACAGCAAGCGUCUCGGCUUCCCACUUUGCGUGAAGUGGACUGCCAACAAGAAUUGGUCAACAUGGCCGCCGCUAUGCUGUCGGCCGCGGCGGCCAAUUCGGUACAGAACAACCGCGAAUUGCAAGCUCACCAAUUGCAGCAUCAAUUGCAACAACAGCAACAACAGUACGCUAUCCUCUUGGCUCAAGCCGUCCAGCAGCAACAGCAACAAGUCAAUUUCCAACAACUACCUCAACUUUUGAGCGCUUCGCCACUUAGCCCCGCAAUGAUGAACCAGCCACAAGCCCCCAAUAACUUCUUCCAGUUUCAAACCAACAACUCCUCCGCCCAAAAUUCGCCAAGUCAUUUGACUCUUGGAGGCCAUCAGGCCGUCAUCAACGCGCCUCAUUAUCAUUCGCCCAACUCUCCUUCGAGCUUCAACAGCCUUGGUCCGCUUCAUUCGGCCGGUCCGUCGACGGCCUCCCCAGGCAAUUCAGUGCCCAGUGGUCUGCAGCGGCCCUCACCCAGCCCGUUCAUCCUUCCUUUAGGCGACGUGGAUCAAAGUGGAUCGCACGAUUCCGGCCUAGGAUCUGGUCAUUUCCAGGCGACGGCAGGGGCAACAGCAGCAGUUUCCGUUCCGACGGCCUCGGCGGCUUCGGCUGCCGCACUGCGAUCGAUGGAAGUCAUCCGGCGCUUGCAGCUGAUUGGCGAAGACAGUUCUGGCGGAGGCGCCAGUGUCAAUUCGCUGCACAGUUCGGAUUCCGACCGCCAACGGAUGGAUUCUUCACUGGAAUCGAUGACGAGUGGAGGACAAGGCCGUCCUAGUCUCCCAACUCUUCACCAGCAAUUGGAACACCUUCGAUUGGGUAACGAGUCGGGAGGAAGUGACGAAUGUCGCACUCCAUCCAGCGUAUCGGGCGGCACACUCCGCCGCAAUGGGCCUUUCAUAACUCGUUCCACCUCGGAAAAGGUUCCCCACCGAAACGAGAUACUGGCUCAAGUCCAGCGCACUUCCUGGGCCCGUCACACUACCAAGUAAAACAUUUCCCUUUCGUGGAAACGCGAAGACGGAAAGAACAAUCAACCAAAAUGUAAAACAAAACCAAAAACAAAUUGGACUUAUUGGCCUUUGGAAUUCUUCAUUGGAAACAUGGCAAACUACAACGACAUUAUUCUAUCGUCUUUUUUUCUUUCAACCCCCCCGACAUUUAUCUUCAAAAAAAGCAAAACAAUAAAAAACAGUCGCAUUUCCAACCGAAACCGGACAAGUUCCUCAAAUCAAAAAUUCAUGGCAUUUC
Daphnia pulicaria is the source of this 3190-nucleotide messenger RNA. Its product is annotated as capon-like protein. The coding region runs from base 649 to 2931 and encodes 760 amino acids. The record is from RefSeq and is a predicted model, not a curated record. The transcript has 5 exons. Gene Ontology annotation, molecular function: nitric-oxide synthase binding. Lineage: Eukaryota; Metazoa; Arthropoda; Branchiopoda; Diplostraca; Daphniidae.